AUGUCCUCUACCCUCAAAAUGGUGGAAUAUCGCCAGCUUGGUAAGUCGGGUCUCCGCGUUUCUGUGCCCAUUCUCGGGGCUAUGAGCUUUGGGUCUUCCGAAUGGGCGCCCUGGGUAAUCAACGAGGACAGGGCAAUCCCUCUCUUGAAGGCUGCUUGGGAUCGCGGUGUCACAACCAUCGAUACAGCCAAUGUAUACUCCAACGGUGAAUCCGAGCGUAUCGUUGCCAAGUUUAUCGCACAGUACAACAUCCCCCGCGAAGAACUCAUCAUUGCGACCAAGUGCCAUGGCCUCGUCGCCAAAGAUGUCGGCGUGCGCACUUCCAUCAAUCCUCAGUUGAGGUCGCUACCGCAAUAUGUGAACCAGUCCGGCCUCUCGCGCGGCGCGAUCUUCAAGCAGGUCGAAGCAUCUCUCAAGCGCCUGAACACCACCUACAUCGAUCUCCUCCAGAUUCACCGUUUUGACGACACCGUUCCCGUGGAGGAGACUAUGAAGGCGCUGCACGACCUCGUCGAGAGCGGAAAGGUCAGGUAUAUCGGCGCGAGCUCUAUGAGGUGCUGGCAGUUCGCGAUGAUGAAUGAGGUCGCGGAUAAGCGGGGCUGGACCAAAUUCGUCAGCAUGCAGGAUGAGUACUCAUUGCUGUACCGCGAGGAGGAACGUGAAAUGAUCGCAUACUGCAACUUCAACGGCAUUGGGCUGAUCCCCUGGGCUCCUCUGGCUGCGGGUGCACUCGCACGUCCGCUCGGUUCUGAAACCACCCGGUCAGAGGCUGCCAAGGGAACAGUUUUCGAGAAUAAGAUCAAGGCGUCCGACAAGGUCAUCAUCUCCCGCGUAGAGGAACUUGCCAAGAAGAAAGGCGUCGCAAUGGCGCAAAUCGGGUUGGCGUGGAUCCAGACGAAAGUUACCAGCCCAAUUGUAGGCUGCAGCUCUGUCUCGCGCUUGGAGGAGGCGAUAGUGCAGGGCGUGGACCUCACCCCGGAGGAAAUCGCGUACCUUGAGGAGCCAUAUGAGCCGAGACCUAUCCGUGGUCACGCCUGA
Sparassis crispa is the source of this 1038-nucleotide messenger RNA. Its product is annotated as Aldo-keto reductase dtxS3. The record is from RefSeq and is a predicted model, not a curated record. Bases 1 to 1038 code for a protein of 345 amino acids. The transcript is spliced from 6 exons. NCBI's taxonomy places the organism in Eukaryota, Fungi, Basidiomycota, Agaricomycetes, Polyporales, Sparassidaceae.